UGCUCGUCGCUCUUCCUGCCUUUGCUGAGGGAGCGGACGGUGCUGACGGCUGGGAGGACGACAGGAGAGACGAGAAAGCUUUCUAGGAAGACCAGAGAGUGGGAAACGGCCCCCGGGUUUCCACCGUCCGUCGGGAAAACAAACACCUGCAAUACUUCUUGUAGCUGCUGGAUUUGUCACCUCAACGGCGCUGAAAAAUGUCGACCAGUCGUCAGCUUAGCGAGUGCAGGGCCAUCCCGACCAGGACGGUGUUGAUCAACGACACAACGCAGCUACCUCAUGACUACUGUACCACCCCUGGAGGCACUUUAUUCUCCACCACACCCGGAGGAACCCGGAUCAUCUAUGAUCGUAAGUUCCUACUGGACCGGCGUAACUCUCCCAUCGCCCAGACUCAUCCAGCUCACCUGCCUGUCAUCCCUGGGGUGACCAGCCAAAAUGUCCUGAGAGAGAACAAGAAGAAUGAAGCCAACAACCGCAUCAACAACCAUGAUGGCAAGACCACAACCGGUGAUGAUGCUCAGUUUGAAAUGGACAUCUAACCGACUGGAACCGCACCAGCAAAAGCAAAUGACCUGGCAUCCCGUGUGCCAGUGGCUUGGCUUGUAGAAACCAAUGUUGUGAGCCCUCAUGGCAGCCAUCUUCUUUAGCGCUCUGUCUCGCUGCUGACUGUAAUGUGUGUAAACCAUGGGGAUUCAGUGUAUCAUACAUACAAACCACACAAUGAGGGAGCCGGCCUGAAGAUUCUGUAGCCAGACACUUUGUCCAAUUAGCAGAUUGCAGUGCUCAUCUUCCAGCUUUCUGAGAGUCGGGAUCUUUAACAGAGCACACGAUACAACUGAGAAUAUCCCACGUAAAUUGGGAGGGGAAGCACUGGCCUUAGAAUCAGUCAAAAUCUUUGAUAUUCAUCGCAGUCUUUGGUUUUGUUUUGAAGGCCCUUGUAAGCAUGCUAUUUAAGUGAUUUUUUUAAUUUUUUUUUUUAUGUCUCUUUGCUUUUCUGAACUACUUGAAAAGCUCCACAAUCUAUUACCGGUUGUUUGGUCUGAUAAGCUUCCUGUGAUGGUAUGCAAAGGGAUGCUGCUCUUGUUUUUAUUUAGCAAUUAGGUGAAGAUGCCAUUCCAAUGCUUCAAUUUCCAUUCCCAACACAAGCCUCUGCGAGUUUCCAAAAACUUUUAAAAAAUGAAUUUUAGGCAGUGACUUUGUCGUGAAUUAACUUUCAGAACAGUAAAACAAUGAAGCCAUUCAAUCAUCACUAAUGUGACCUUCCUAGUAUUGUUUGUGCACAUUCCUCCUGCUGAGAAAAGUCAAUACACUUUGUCUCCAGCUUUGCAGAAGCUUUUUGUUCACAAUUUGAUCGUUCUAAGAAAGGAGGUUUUACUCUGCAACAUCUGGCAGGUGUUUUUUUGAAUAUCUAGACCAGAUAAACAUUUAGAUUAACGUGGAAAUGGUUGAUAUCACAAUGGCAAUUUUUGGGGUGAAAAGCUAGAUUUUUGAAACACAAAAUAUCCAGAUGUUUUAUAUGCAUUUUAUUUUUUUAUUUAGUUUCUUAGUAUUGGGGGGUAUUUGUUUGGGUGUCAGCACUGUGAAGCCUUUGAAUGAAGUGUCAGAGAACCAGAAGACAUUGUUUGCAUCAGGCUUGAUCAUCUACAGCACAGAUCUGUCCCCAGUGUCCUUAACAUUAUUCCUUCCAUGUGUCCUGUCUGUCCAUGCCUUACUUUACAUCAAAUGCAGACACUACAAUUAGGUUCCUAGUCAUCAAUUUGUACUUUCCAACAGAUGUUUAUUUUUUCACUGGAACAUUGAACAGGUAACAUUGUUCUUGGCAAUUUGGCAAAACAAAUGUGUUUUUAUGUUGUUGUUUUUUAUUUUUUUUAAUCAUAAUCAUAGUCAUGUCUGUUAAUUGUACCGUGUCCAAGUAGCAGUUCUUUACUUGGACAAUACAUCACCAGGAGUACAAUGGCUGAAAUGAUGUCUAUCAAAGGUUUUCUUUUUUUCUUUUUGGCUUUCUAUUUAAUUCUGGCCAUGUUUGGUGACAAAUACAUUCAGGGGUCGCUUGAACCCAAUUUGCAUUGAAUAUUUUUGGCGGUAAAACUUUGUAGAACAACAUCAUAAUUCAGAUUGCAGAUUUACUUCAAAUCAGUUUGGUUUUGACAAUGAGGGCUGAACAUUGUGUGUUGAAGGAGAUUUGAAACAAAACUUACUGUAACUUUCCGCUCUUAUUUUAAGUAUAACUUUAUUUUAAAUGAAACUCCAAUGCCAGUGAACUCUGUUGCUGCAAGAUCAAUAAAGUUCCGUAACCAAAAAAA
Anarrhichthys ocellatus (wolf-eel) is the source of this 2306-nucleotide messenger RNA. RefSeq names its product eukaryotic translation initiation factor 4E binding protein 2 (gene eif4ebp2). The transcript has 3 exons. Gene Ontology annotation, biological process: negative regulation of translational initiation. Gene Ontology annotation, cellular component: cytoplasm. NCBI's taxonomy places the organism in Eukaryota, Metazoa, Chordata, Actinopteri, Perciformes, Anarhichadidae. The record is from RefSeq and is a predicted model, not a curated record. Gene Ontology annotation, molecular function: eukaryotic initiation factor 4E binding. The coding region runs from base 198 to 542 and encodes 114 amino acids.